AAGGAGAUAAUUCCAAUGACGUUAUCCUGACUCCUGCAGCUGCUAAAUACAAUGAGCGCGUAAACGGAAAAUUACUCACGAACAUCAACCUGAGAGGCUAGGGCGCUAAGACGAGAGAGAAUCAAAGCAUUGGGUCAUUGAUCUGUUAUUUGAUUGAUAAAAAAGUGAGCGUUUAAUUUAUAAGAUAAGAAGUAAAAUGGCUGCACCGGGAGCUGGAGGCAGUGGGACUCCAACGGCGACGAACAAACGCCAAUCAGCUAACGCCAACGUGUUGCACGGGAUUGGCGGGUCAAUAGAAGAUAAAAACAACGAUUACUUGUGUCCGAUAUGCUUUGAAGUUAUCGAGGAGGCGCACAUCACUAGGUGCGGUCACACGUUUUGCUACAAAUGCAUCGGGAAGACUCUGGAAACAAUUGGGCGUUGUCCUAAAUGCAGUUUCACGCUGACGCAGCAGGACAUAUUUCCUAACUUUCUGCUAAAUGAACUCAUCUCCAAGUACAAAACCAAGAUCCGCGGGCUCGGAGACGUCGGGUGCGUGCAUGGAGACAAGCGACGGGGAAGUUCCGGUGACUUGCCGGUCUGCGACGGGCUCAGGGACUUUGUCGCUGCGGAGAGCGCGAAUUUAACGCUGCCGGAUGUCAAUGUCAUGCUGGAGGUUCUCACUCAGCGGAAGCAUCUUCUGGAAGCGGAGUCUUGCGCGGCACAGAACAAAUUGCUCCAUGAGUUCCUCAAGCACUUGCUCAAGCAGAAGGAAGAGCAGAGGAACCAGUUGCAGAAGGAGGUCGCGCUCAUUCAGCACGACAUGCUCGAGGUGGAGAAUAUUUUGAGGGACGUACAGAGCAAGUGUCCGCGGGUGGAAGACAUUAAGUCUUCUGCGGGGGAGAACGAGACCGCGCAGAUGUCCGCGAUACGCAAAGAGAUGAUUGACCUGAUAGACAUAAUUGAUUCUAAUAUGGUGAAGCCAGAGUCCGCUAAUACUAGCAGUGAGAGUCAGAAGGAGUACGCGGCCGCGGUAUCGACGCUCGCGGCAAGACGCAAGAGAAUGUACGCCCACUUUGAUGAUUUUGUUUCCUGUUACUUUGAAGCCCGAGCUAAAGAUCUGCUUCUGGGCUCUCAGAAGCUGACGCCCGUUGACACCGUCCACGGGAUGAGCUCAGGGCUGGAUGUGUUCCGUGAAAAUCUUAUUAAGUUUUCUCGGUACAGCGCGCUGAGACCUUUGGCGACGUUAAAUUACUCAUCAGAUAUUUUUAACAACUCAACGAUUGUGUCGAGCAUCGAAUUCGACAAAGACAACGAAUUUUUUGCCAUCGCUGGAGUUACCAAGCGGAUAAAAGUCUUUGAGUUUGGCUCUGUGGUCAGAGACUCUGUGGACAUUCAUUAUCCCUGUGUGGAGAUGAUCUCCAGUUCAAAAAUUUCAUGCGUCUCAUGGAAUUCUUACCACAAAGGAAUGCUGGCCUCGUCGGAUUACGAGGGAACGGUGACCGUCUGGGACGCAGCCACUGGACAGAGGAUAAAAGCAUUCCAGGAACAUGAGAAGCGAUGCUGGUCCGUAGACUUUAACGACGUGGAUACGCGACUUAUAGCCUCGGGGUCUGACGACGCGCGCGUCAAGCUCUGGUCCCUCAAUAUCGAUCACUCCGUGGCCUCGUUGGAGGCGAAAGCAAAUGUCUGCUGCGUCAAGUUCAAUCCCAGGAGUUCCUGUCAUCUUGCUUUUGGAUCCGCGGACCACUGCGUUCACUACUACGACCUCAGGAACCUCAAAGAAGCUCUCUGUGUCUUCAAAGGACACCGCAAGGCCGUUUCUUAUGUUAAAUUUAUAAACAAAGAGGAAAUUGUCUCAGCCAGCACCGACUCGCAGCUCAAAGUCUGGAACAUAAACAACCCCCACUGCUUGAGGUCCUUCGUCGGACACAUAAACGAAAAAAAUUUCGUCGGACUGGCCACCGACGGCGAUUAUGUCGCAUGUGGGUCAGAAAAUAACGCUCUCUAUGUUUACUACAAAGGACUUACUAAACAAUUAUUUUCUUAUAAAUUUGAUCCUGUUAGAAGUGUCCUAGAGUUGCAGGAGAGACGUGAAGAAGAGUCUAAUGAAUUUGUAUCAGCGGUUUGUUGGCGGCAAAAUUCAAAUGUCGUCGUCGCUGCCAAUUCUCAAGGGAUUAUCAAAAUACUUGAGCUCGUUUAAUUUAUUUUUAAUUAAUGACGAUUAUAAAAUUCAUUUUUUUAUCUCAGGCUUAUAAAUUUUUAAAAUUUUAAAUUAUUGGAGCGGAAAUUUUAAUUAUUCAAAUUACGAAAUAAGUUAUUUUAUAUUUACCUCAGGCUUUUUUUUAAAUUACGUAUAGUUUCAAAACUUGUAAAAUAAUGAUGAUUAUUAUAAUUAUUUGUGUUGAGUAAAAAUUAUAGAAUAUUUUUUUAAGUAAAAGAUAAUAAUUAUGUGCCAAUUAAAUCUAGAUAUAAUUUUACAUAAUUAAUAAUAAUUAUUUUUUUUACUUUGGUUAAUAAAUCGAACUAGAAUUAAAUGUUAAAUAUAAAUGUUUGUUAGAUUCGGAUAUCAAUAGGAUAGAAUUUUAAUUAUGAUUUAAAAUUAAUUAAUUAAUUAUAAAUAAAAUGGAGAGAAGGAGACUAGUUUAUUACCAGGUUUUAAAACUUGGGAUGCAAAUCGGUUGUUGUGACUCAUGUGAAGGACUUAAGUAAUAAAACAUAAUUAAUUAUUAUAAUUAUUAAUAUUAAUAUUAUUAUUAUAAGAAGUAUGUAAAAAAAUUAUAAGUAAUUUAAGAAAGAAUUAAAAGGAAAGAGAACGCGCGCUAUUACGAAAGAAAAUAGUAUAUUUUUAGAAUGUAUUUUAAAAAAGUGUUUAAUUAUUAAUGAAUUUCAUUAAUUUAAGAUUUAUUCAG
This is a messenger RNA of Microplitis demolitor, 2891 nucleotides long. RefSeq names its product E3 ubiquitin-protein ligase COP1. The record is from RefSeq and is a predicted model, not a curated record. Lineage: Eukaryota; Metazoa; Arthropoda; Insecta; Hymenoptera; Braconidae. Gene Ontology annotation, biological process: proteasome-mediated ubiquitin-dependent protein catabolic process. Gene Ontology annotation, cellular component: cytoplasm. Bases 197 to 2182 code for a protein of 661 amino acids. Gene Ontology annotation, molecular function: manganese ion binding; metalloaminopeptidase activity; protein binding. The transcript has 2 exons.